AUGGGUCAGGAGAGGAAGCGUGUCGGAUUUGGGCAUAAAGCUCAAUGUGAAGGUUGUUCACCUUGGAUUCACAAACUCCAAAGAGCACGAGAAACCAACCGCACAACUGCCUUCACAGGGCCAGACACCGCACACGACUGCCGUUGGGUGGUGCCAAAUCGUUUUGCGGCCUUGGCUGAUUUUUGGGACGAGGACCUGGCAAAGGAGUGCGGAUGCAACUACGGGGCCGAGGAAGAUGCUCAAGAGCAGCGAGCGGAGAUCGUGCGGAGCACCCAGAGCUUCUCGUUGGCGGCGCCCAAGCCCGCGCCCAAGCCGGCUGCGGCUCCGGCACCGGCACCGGCGCCAGCACCGGUGGUGCAAGGCUCGAAGCCAGCGACGAAGCCGGCGAGGGAUCUCCGACAACCCAAGCUCACCAUGCAGAAGAUUCUGGAUGACUUGGAGGGCUCGGAAGAAGCGGCCUAUGCGGCCGCCUUCAACAGCAUGUCGGGUGGCGAGGCCACUGUACAGCCCGACAACCAGGCGUUGCGCCAAUUCCUGGAAAUGCACAGCGGAGUGACCGACAUUGACACCGAGCUCCUGAAGAUUGCCAGCAGUAAUGAGGCCUUUGCGAUCGACAGCAGUUCCUUCGUGAUGAUGCUCCGCCUGAACCCGGUCAACGAGUCUGAGGCUCUCGAGUCUUUCCUUCGGUUGGCUGGUGGCGGAGAUCAAAUCAGUGCGGAGGACUGCCGUACAGGGCUCUUCCAGCUUUUGCAGUCCAUAGGUGGCGAAUCCUUCUCCGGGGACGAGUGCGACUUUAUCAUCGAUGCGUCGAUGGUCAGUGCUGGUCUCCAAAUCUCCAUGGAGCAGUGGGUGGGCUUCACCAAAACUGCUGGCAGGAUUGCCCGCUUGGCCAACUAUGCAAAGGCCUUCUAG
Durusdinium trenchii is the source of this 912-nucleotide messenger RNA. The record is from the annotation of a GenBank genome assembly. Lineage: Eukaryota; Dinophyceae; Suessiales; Symbiodiniaceae.